AUGCCAGGUGGUAUCUUCGGUGCAGGUGUAGCUAUGAAAGAGAAACAUUGUAAAAACCAUGAAGAUUUGCAGUACAUACCUAUUGUAACUACAGGACCGCCAGGGCCUCCAGGGCCACCAGGUCCAUCUGGUCCACCAGGUCCACCUGGUCCACCAGGACCUCCUGGUCCACCGGGUCCUCCUGGUCCUUCAGGUUUGCCAAUUUCAUCAGGUAAGGUUAUUCCCUGUGGUAAAGAAGGCCCAUUUGGUCCACCAGGUCCAUCAGGUCCUCCUGGUCCACCAGGCCCACCAGGUCCUCCAGGACCACCUGGUCCACCAGGUCCACCUGGUCCCAAGGGUCCUAAUGGUUCACCAACAUUAUCUGGAAUUUCUGGUUCUUCUUCGGGAGUUGGCGUAGGCCCACCUGGUCCACCAGGUCCAUUUGGCCCACCAGGUCCAUUGGGACCCCCUGGUCCAUUUGGUCCUCCUGGGCCAUUUGGUCCCCCAGGACCAUUUGGUCCACCUGGUCCACCAGGACCUCCAGGUCCUCCUGGCCCUCCGGGUCCUCCAGGACCACCUGGUUUACCAACAUCAGGUGGUGUUGUCUCAUCUGUUGCAAGAGUUGGUCCUCCAGGACCUCCAGGUCCACCAGGUCCACCCGGUCCACCAGGCCCACCAGGUCCUCCUGGGCCACCAGGACCAAGUGGUUUGCCGGGUUCACCAAUGUCUUCUGGAUUCACUUCAGGUCCACCAGGUCCAUCAGUUUUACCUGUACUCAGUUCAGGUCCACCCGGACCACCAGGACCACCAGGACCAAAUGGUCCUCCAGGUCCACCAGGUCCAAAUGGUCCUCCUGGUCCAUAUACACCACCAGGUCCGCCAGUUUCACCAAUAUCAUCUGGUAGAGUUACACCAGGAGGUAAAGAUGGGCCAUCUGGUCCACCAGGUCCAUCAGGUCCCCCAGGUCCACCAGGUCCACCUGGUCCCCCAGGACCCCCUGGUCCUCCAGGACCACCAGGACCCAAUGGUCCUAAUGGUUCACCGACAUUAUCUGGAAUUUCUAGUUCUUCUUCUGGUGUAGGUGUUGGUCCGCCUGGUCCACCGGGCCCAUUUGGUCCACCUGGUCCAUUUGGACCUCCUGGUCCAUUUGGCCCUCCUGGUCCAUUUGGUCCGCCAGGGCCAUCAGGCCCACCUGGUCCACCAGGCCCGCCAGGUCCCCCAGGACCAUCUGGCCCACCAGGACCUCCUGGUUUUCCCACAUCAGGGGGUGUUGUCUCAUCUGUAGCAAGGGUUGGUCCUCCUGGUCCUCCUGGUCCCCCAGGGCCUCCUGGACCACCUGGACCUCCCGGUCCUCCAGGUCCACCUGGACCAAGUGGCUUCCCAGGAUCUCCAAUGUCUUCUGGAUUUACUUCAGGUCCACCUGGUCCAUCAGGCCCAUUUGGACCCCCAGGUCCGUCUUUACAAAAGACAAAUAAUGAGUAUAUUAUAACAGUGUGGGGAAACAACAUAUCAGUUUACUACACUUAUCUUAUUGACAGAUCUUUGAAAGCAUAUUUACUGUCAUCUGGUUCUCAUUACUUGAAUUGA
Molecule: messenger RNA, 1566 nt
Organism: Saccoglossus kowalevskii
Lineage: Eukaryota; Metazoa; Hemichordata; Enteropneusta; Harrimaniidae
Product: collagen alpha-1(V) chain-like
Source: RefSeq, a predicted model, not a curated record